Messenger RNA from Entelurus aequoreus (snake pipefish), 2366 nucleotides. Its product is annotated as galactose-1-phosphate uridylyltransferase-like. Lineage: Eukaryota; Metazoa; Chordata; Actinopteri; Syngnathiformes; Syngnathidae. Gene Ontology annotation, cellular component: cytoplasm. Bases 282 to 1271 code for a protein of 329 amino acids. The transcript has 11 exons. Gene Ontology annotation, molecular function: zinc ion binding; UDP-glucose:hexose-1-phosphate uridylyltransferase activity. Gene Ontology annotation, biological process: beta-D-galactose catabolic process via UDP-galactose, Leloir pathway. The record is from RefSeq and is a predicted model, not a curated record.
CAUCUCCAACACCAUGGACUUGCAGUAGACUUUGAAGGUUUGGUACAAGGUGACAAAGUCCUGGGUGCUGAACAUGGUGUCUGCCAGAGCCGGACCCAGAGUGGACGGGAUGAAACCUCGACCGUAUUCCACCAUCCACGUCCCAGCGGUCCACUGGACGGCCGCAGCCUCGCCCAUACCGUGCAUCACGGUGUCACCUGCAGGGCAGAGGAGGAAAAGAGCACCAGCACCUGCGUUACAACCCUCUGAAGGACUGCUGGGUUCUGGUCUCAGCCCACCGCAUGAGGAGACCCUGGGCUGGUCAGCUGGAAAAACCUCCUGAAGAACACGUACCCAGAUAUGAUCCCCGCAAUCCACUCUGUCCUGGAAACACACGUGCUAAUGGGGAGGUGAAUCCAGACUAUAAAAGCACUUUUGUAUUUGAAAAUGACUUCCCCGCCCUCCAGCCAGAUGCUCCAGAUCCUGGUGGUUCAGACCAACAUCCAUUGUUCCAGUCUAAAGCUGCCAGAGGGGUGUGUAAGGUCAUGUGUUUCCAUCCCUGGUCUGAUGUCACACUCCCUCUCAUGAACAAAGAAGAGGUUGUCAAGGUGAUUGACAAGUGGGCAGAGCUUGUGGAAGAACUAGGUGCCACCUACCCCUGGGUUCAGAUAUUUGAAAAUAAAGGAGCCAUGAUGGGUUGUUCCAAUCCACACCCUCAUUGUCAGGUGUGGGCCAGCAACUUCCUACCAAAUGAGCCAGCUUUGUCAGAUCGCUGUCAGAGAGCGUUUUAUGAAAAACACAAAGAGCCGCUGCUGCUGCAAUACGCCAAGCAAGAAGCUGAGAAAAAGGAGCGGUUGGUGGUGAUGAAUGCUGACUGGCUGGCUGUGGUGCCUUAUUGGGCGACGUGGCCCUACCAGUUGCUGCUCUUACCUCGACGACAUGUCCUCAGAAUAAAUGAACUCACCACAGAGGAGAGGGGUAGUCUGGCUGACAUCAUGAAGCAGCUGCUGACCAAGUACGACAAUCUCUUUGAAGUGACCUUUCCCUACUCCAUGGGCUGGCAUGGAGCUCCGACUGGCCCACACUUAGAAGAAGACAACUCCCACUGGCAGCUGCACGCUCACUACUACCCUCCUCUGCUGCGCUCCGCCACCGUCAAGAAGUUCAUGGUGGGCUAUGAGAUGCUCGCCCAGGAGCAGAGAGACCUCACUCCUGAACAGGCAGCAGAGAAGCUCCGGGAUGUGCCAGAUGAGCACCAUCAAGACAGACAAGAACAAAGGGAAGGUACAUAAAGGAACAUUUCUGGUGGGAAAAAAGAAAGAAAAAAUCUAGUUUACACACAAAAUAUUUUCCAUACAGAAUUGAAUUUCAUUUAUUUAGUCCGAAAAUGUUAGUGAUGUUUCGGUCAGAUUCCGAUACCAAUCAUCCCCGAGUGAGAUUGGCCGAUACCAGCGAUAUCACUCACAUGUACUCACUUUAAACUUGUCAAUGUAUUAUUGUGUUUAAUAAUAUCACUUCCCGCUAACUGCGACUCUGAGCAAACAAACAGAACUGAGCUAAUGCUGCUAUGUCUGGGCACACAUCAUUUACGGUCGCAACAGGCUCCGCCUUUUAAAGACACACACACACACACACACACACACACACACACACACACACACACACACGCACACACACACACACACACACACACACACACACUCUGGUCUCAUGAAACAUUUCAACUGCUUAUGCCAGAUAUUUGAAGUUUUUUCUUUUUUUUUAUACACGCAAUAAUACUUCUCUUAGUAAUGAAAUAUAUUUUUUGAAGAGGACCAGUAUUUCAAUUAGUAAUUAGAUUACCUUUUGCCAAAGUUACAAAUGACUAUAAUAUAUAACUUUUUAAAAGUAAUAUUUCUAACGAUGAUUGUAGUACAUAUAAGGCAUGAAUGUCAUUUAAUUUAGGCCAAAAAUGUGUCAAAUUGGCUUAAAAUAAAAAAGGGGGGGGGAAAUGUGAUGAAGUGAAAUUGCUAAAUGUUCAGCAGGAUGUGGCGAAAGAUGACUAACUGGCACGUUGUCAUAAUGGUAAUUGUUUGUAUAUGUUUUAUAUUGUUUUUAUGAAUUGUCUAUAAUCUAAAUCCAAUCAACAGACACUUGUACACAGCACUAUCACAGUCUGAAUCAUGACUGUCACAUUUAUUUCUAUUUUUAUUUGUUUCGGUCAAAAAGUUGCACCAGUAAUUUUGCCAUAAUUUAAACUGAAUGUGACAAUUUGAUGUUUUUGAAACGACCUCCUUUUUCUUCUCUCUAACUGAAAUUGAAAUAAACAUGAUUGGAGUGCUUCCAAACUCUGAGCAAUUACAAGAAGUGUAAUAUUCAACUUAAUAUAUCCAACACUUAUUUUUGCC